Molecule: messenger RNA, 2594 nt
Organism: Clupea harengus (Atlantic herring)
Lineage: Eukaryota; Metazoa; Chordata; Actinopteri; Clupeiformes; Clupeidae
Gene: hbp1
Product: HMG-box transcription factor 1
Biological process (GO): regulation of transcription by RNA polymerase II
Cellular component (GO): nucleus
Molecular function (GO): RNA polymerase II cis-regulatory region sequence-specific DNA binding; protein binding; RNA binding
Source: RefSeq, a predicted model, not a curated record
CAUUGACGUUAACGUCCUCCAAUGGUAUAGUGUUUCUAAAAGUAAUCAGUCCCACCCUUUCAGCGAAUGCCAGAGAGACUCGGUAAUGGCGACAGGUUUGUCAGGCAAACUGACAUGGCGUAAUAUGGUGUGGGAAGUCAAAACUCAACCGAUGCCCGAGAGAGUUGUGGAAUCGCAGGUGGAGACUGUAGGUAUGGAUGAGGCCUUUGACAUGCUCAAGUGCAAUGAAGAUCUGCCUUCUUCUCCAGGAUGCCCUUCCACUGGGAGUCAUAUGGAAUAUGAUGACCUCCCAGAGCUGCAGGAGGUGCAGGAGAAUCAGGCCUCUCCAGUAGGCGUGUUCCAAGUCGAGGCGCGUGUGUCGCAUCAGGAAGGCCCCGGGGGGGCCUGGGGCUCAGGGGUGGAUGGAGCCUCCUCCCCUCACACCAACACCAACUGGCUGGCAGAGCUGGCCAACAUCGCCACCAGCCCACAGAGUCCCCUGCUGCAGAAUGUCCCCCACAGCAGAUCCUCCCCUGUGCACAUCUUUGCCACCAGUAACAGUUUACAUUCCUACGCCCGCCCCCCCCAGGCCUCCAGCGCCCCCAGCCCCGCCCGGAGCCAUAUGAGGGAGCGCAGGCGCGUCAGGGCCAUCAGCGAGUCAGAGUCCGGUAGCUUCUGCAUGUCCUCGCUGUCAGAUGAUGAUGACAUGGGAUGGUCCCACUCUUGGCCCUCCACCGUCUGGCACUGCUUCCUGAAAGGAACUCGUGUGCGCUUCCACAAGGGCUCUAAUCUAGAGUGGCAGGAUGUAGAAGACCUUUGCCAUUCAGACGACGAGUCAGACGACGAUGGAAGAAUGUCAUCCAUCUCUUCUAAGGGCUAUGGUUCAGAGGGUCUGAAGUUGAUGGCGUUUGAGGAGAUUGUGUCUUUUGGCCAAUCUGUACACAAAUUGACCUUUGACCCUGGCUCUCCAGAAGAUGGCUUUUUAACCACUGAGUGCAGAUUAGACCACCCCUUUUAUGUGAAAAACAAAGGGUGGUCCUCCUUCUAUCCGAGCCUUACUGUGGUGCAGUAUGGAAUCCCCUGCUAUGAUAUGCAUGUGGGAGACCUGUGUCUACCUCCAGGGCACAAAGAUGCCAUCAACUGCGAUGACUCUGUUGUUUUUGACACAUUCAGAAGUUAUGACUUCACCCCUCUGGACUCGUCAGCUGUGUACGUCCUGAGUAGCAUGGCUCGCCAGCGCCGCGCCUCCCAGUCAAGUGGGGGCGCUGUCAGCCCAGACUGUGACAAGCUGGGGCGUGACCAGGAGCCCUCCAGCUCCGCCCCUUCCCCCAACAGCAAAUCCAAUCGGAACUCCAACUCAGGAACAACAAACAGCAACACCACCACGCCCACCAAAUGCAAGCGGCCAAUGAACGCCUUCAUGCUGUUCGCCAAGAAGUACCGUGUGGAGUACACCCAGAUGUAUCCUGGCAAGGACAACAGAGCCAUUAGCGUGAUCCUGGGGGACAAGUGGAAGAAGAUGAAGAAUGAGGAGAGGAGGAUGUACACCAUGGAGGCCAAGGCUCUAGCGGAGGAGCAGAAGCGCCUGAAUCCCGACUGCUGGAAACGCAAGAGAACCAACUCGGGUUCCCAGCAGAACUAGACCCCCAUAUGCAGGAGAUCACCAUGGAAACGUGAACUGGACACAACAAUAAACCGAUCCCGUCUCUCCUGUACGAUCGACGAGACUUAACUGUGAUGCUGAAUACACAUGCUUUGUUUUAAAGGAAAACCGCUUAACCCAGACAUUAUGCCGAUAAAUGUUAUAAAAAAGAGAAAAUCAAAUGCAAACUUAAAAAAAACACGUAAUCUAGUUAACUAACAGUGCUUAUAUAUUUUCUUAUAUUUUCAGUGACAGAAAUGCCUUAUUCUUCCAAAGUAAGAAAUCACUCAGUACUUUUUUUCAGGUAAUUUCAUAUUUCUAGGCUUGAAACCUGAGAUCUUGUGGUGCUAUGAUAGAUGCUGAAGGAGCAGAGUUCAGACAAAUGUCUAUUUUUAAAUGUAAAAAGGGGAAAUUUUAGAUAGCCUUUGUUGCAGCUGUUCAUAUUAAUUAUAUUGGUAUAACUCAAUAUCUUGCACAUUGACUUGGUAACCCGGUAAACUUUGUAUUCUCUGAGGGGCUGGCAGGUUCUUGUACUAUAGAGAAAGACCUGCUCAGUAUAGGCCAUAUACACGUGUGUGACUAACCACUCUGCCAUAUGACGAUGUAUUAUUAUGUACAUGGGGUGGACGCACACACACUCUCACACAACACUUCAGGGCCAUGCCAUCACUGUAAGUGUUUUUGUUUUUUUGCACUUUAUAUACAUAUAACCUUAUAAAACCAAUAAAUGUAUACAGCCUGAAAGUUUUGUGCUUAAAAAACAAAAAUAGAAACUUUAUAUAUCUUGCUGAAAUAUAUCCUUUUUUUUGACACAAUCAUGGCCAAACUGUAUAGCUCAGUGUUGUGCUCUGCAGAUUUGCCAUUGCAUUACAUUUAUAAAAAUUUGUUUAUAAUGUACAGGUCCACGUUCCAUGUUAAAACUCUUGCACAAACUAUUCUUGUACUAUAAAUAAACAUUUGAAACUUGCUAUCA